ACAUAAUUUGCAUAGUGCCUGGUUUAUUACAGCAAACAUAUACACAGUAUACAUGGUUAUUUAAGGUGAUUGUGCUUAUGUUUGUGGUUUGUGGUUUGAGUGAUCAGAUAUGUGAGUUAAACAGUUUUAUUGCGACCGGCAGGAAUGAUUUCCUGUGUCUCCUGGUAUUUAACUAAAUACGAAUUGGUCAAAGAAAAAUCUGUAUAAUUAUUUAAAAUUAGGCUACAUAAAAACAUAUAAUUAGCUUUCAUCAAAGUCUUUAUAUAAUUUUGUAAUGUAUACACAUAAGGAUAUACAAUAACAAUACGGGUAUAUGUUUUGUCAUGUAAAUUCCAGCGAGUAUUAUCAAGUACUUGUUUUCUAGCUUUUAGCUUUUAUUGUCCAAAAUUAAAUUAGGUCACCCUAUUACUCUUCCAUGGUGCUGCUUAUUGUUUAACUGAUUUACUAUUUCUGAAAGCUACGGUAAAAUCUGACAUCGGCAUGUGCAGCUCCUGCCUCAUUCAGUGGGCUUCGGCGUAGCAGUGGACUGAAUCUCAGAGUAUUUAAGAAAAAACUGCUCUGAGGUAGAAGGGCAGCCUUUUCCCAUGGCAGCCUGGCUGAGGGAAGCCGGCCGGGCAGGCUGACGUACGGCCCUCACUGGGCCAGUGUGGGAACUGGGCUGGCAGACCUGCAGCCUGCACUGGGCCUGCCUCUCAACCACAUUCACACGUGGCCCCAGCGAAAAAGAAAAACAGACCCUUCUCCGUCUAGGAGCCUGGCCUACGAAAGAAAACAUUGUCAUGUUAUUUUUUAAAGUGCAGUUUAGUGUAAGUGAGGACCAGAUGUUUAGUAGCACUGUGCUACGCAGUCGUGGGUUCGCAUAAAAUGGCUCGAUGAAAAACACUUGUGGGAUUUCAGGAAUCCCUGCAAUAUAAAUAUUCCACGUAACAGUGGAGAGGGCCUUCCAGUAAAUGACAGAAAGAGUACAGUCAUCUUCACUUUUUUGUCUGUCAGAUUGUGCACAUCACUCUAGGUACUUAAUCUGAAUAUAAUGCACGUUUUUAUCAUCAAUGUUCAGAAACAUGAUCUUUCUAACAUCAGAGGUGGGCAUGUAAAACUACACAGAAAGCCCUUACUGAUGUUGUUGCUUGGCUUUUACGUUAUUUUUGGUAAAUCUGGACCUUGCAACCAAAAAACUACAUAAAGUGGCCAAAAUGCGACUAAAUUAAUUUUGCAUGUAUGCUCAAUAUAAAUUACAUGUUUUAUUUUAUGCAAAAGUAAACAAUAAUUGUCCCUGAAAUAACAGUAUUCAUGUUUCAAAAAACACGUACAGUGUGCUUCCCAUCCUCAUCAGCCACGAAACAUCAGACAUUAACCAAGUUUCUUGAUGCUUUGACAAAGGUGUGUAAGGGCAUGCACACUAAAGAGAAAAAUAACUAAAAAAGACUAAAUGGAUUAAUUGUUUAUGCAUCUAAAACUGGUUUUAUUUAACUUGAGGCCAAUGCUGAAGUACUGAAUAGAAUUUUUGAAUUUUGUUGAAGUAUUCCUUUUUUUUCAGUGUAUUACAUGGAAUUAUUUAUGCUUUUAUUUAUCCAUUAUUUAGUUGAGAAUGACUGAAAAAUCACAUUUGUGUAGAGUGGCUGCUCCAGCAGUACUGAAGAGUGCAUUAAUACUGCAUGUGUCAGAAAGCAGAUACAACCAUAAGAUGGUCCUUACAAGGCUGUCCGCUGGGAGCCAUAAAAGUCCUAAAGUGUCACUCCAUGAAGCCUCUGGAAGGGGCUCAAAAUCAAACUAGUACGUUUGACCUUUUAUUUGAUAAUAAUUAGAAUAUAGAACUUUACUAUUGUCAGAGGUCUAAAAUAUAGUAUAGCUGCAUAAUCCAACCAGUACAUAAACACAGGUAAACCUGAAAACCAAAUGUCUUCAGUUUUAAUAGUUAUUUUUUAAUAAUAAAUCCUUAAGUUGCAUGAUUUUUGAGGCGGCACAGUGGUGUAGGGGGUAGUUUGUUGCCCCAGGGUUCAACACUGCACCAAUUCUAUGUGUGGAGUUUGCAUGAUGUCAUUGUGGAAUUCUUUCUAUUUCCCCUCACAGUUCAAACAUAUGCUAAAGUGAACUGGAGUUGCCUCUGUCUAUUUCCUAGUUUCUUAUCAAUAUAAACCUUUCCCUUGAGUUGGGUGUUAGAAUUCUAUGCGAUGAUCACAAUUGCUACAGCAUAAGCACUGGGAGCCAAUGAGAAUUUCCUUGAAAACCAUUUUCCAGCUCCAGCUAAAAUCUGUACCUUAUUGCAGAUUUCAAAUGCACCACACUGUCCUAGAAAGUCCCUUUAUAUAAAGUAAUAAAUAUUUAUAUAUUUUAACUUUAUAUAAAGUUAAUAAAUAAACAACAAUAAAAUGAAAACAGGAACAGCCAGUUGUGUGAUGGUUAAGGACGCUUAUUUCACUGGAAGGGACCUGUUGUAGGAAAAUUUUCAUGUUAAAAUAAUAUUUGUUUUCACCACUUAUCCUGUACAAGGACGUGGAGGUCGGGAGCCUGUCCAGGAAACAAGGGGUGUCAGGUGAGGAAUAACCUAGGGUGGGGGUGCUCGCCUAUCACUACACACACAGACCCUGCCUGCACACAUUUACACCUAUGGGCAAUUUGGUAACUACCAUAGCGAUGACAGGCAACACAGGGCGUGAGGCGGAGAAACACUCCGCACAGCCUGUCCCAGGCAGCACAGGGCGCGAGGCGGAGGAACACUCCGCACAGCCUGUCCCAGGCAGCAUAGGAUUGCAGAAGUAGACCGGAGUACCAGAAAGACUAGUAAAUUCUAUUACUAGUUCUCCAAAACCAACCUGUUGUUUUGUCAUCUCAUCUUACCCCAUAUCAGUCAGAGUAAGCCGAUGACGUAGGCAAGCCUGGGGAGAACAUGGUCUCAUGAGCCUUGGAGCUCUGCUUUCUGUCUCAGUCCUGUUCACAAGGGCACAGGUCAAGGUGCCCUGGGACCGUUCUAUCAGGAAAGACUGGCUGGGUGAGUAGAGAGAGAGAGAGAGGUGCCCAUUUUGGUUGUCAUCUCCAUGGAAGCGCCAAGAGCAAGCGGUGGCCCUUGGGUCAGUGGUGAGCUAAGGAAAAACAGUAUAUAAAGGCUGGACUGGAACUGAUUCCAGCAGAGUUUCAGAUAAAGCAGUUUCCUCCAAAUUACACUGUUAGUCUGCACGUCCUCUAUGGCACCGACGAUGCGCUGUUGGCUUGUUAUCCUGCUUCCGCUGAUGGUCACCACCAGCCAGGCUUUGAGAAGGAUCACUUUACGGAAAAUGCCCUCCAUCAGACAGACUCUUCACGAGAUGGGGGUGUCCCCCGCUCAAGUGUUCCCGGAGCUCUCCCAGAAACUGGGAAGGAGUGUCUCCCCCAGCAACGGGACAGCACCGACGCCUCUCACCAACUACCUGGAUACACAAUACUUUGGAGAGAUCAGCAUUGGUUCACCAGCCCAAAUGUUCAACGUGGUGUUUGAUACAGGUUCUGCCAAUUUAUGGGUGCCGUCCUAUGAAUGCUCGCCAUUGUACACUGCCUGCUUCACCCACAACAGGUACGAUUCUUCAAAGUCAGAGACGCACAUCAAGAAUGGCACCGGCUUCUCCAUUCAGUACGCUUCUGGGAACGUCAGGGGUUUCCUAAGCCAGGACGUAGUGGUGGUGGGAGGGGUCCCUGUGGUGCAGGUGUUUGCAGAAGCCACCGCCUUACCCGCAAUACCAUUUAUCUUUGCCAAAUUUGAUGGGGUACUGGGAAUGGGCUACCCCAACGUGGCUAUCGAUGGCAUCACCCCCGUAUUCGACCGCAUCAUGUCCCAGCACAUCCUAAAGAAGGAAGUGUUCUCCGUGUAUUACAGUCGAGACCCGGAACACAUUCCUGGCGGAGAGAUUGUCCUUGGAGGGACGGACCCUUCCUACUACACCGGGAGCUUCAACUACAUGAGCACCACUGAGACGGGAAAGUGGGAGGUCAGGGUUAAAGGAGUGUCAGUGGGGGCGGAGGUGCUCUUUUGUAAGGAGGGCUGUACGGCCGUAAUCGACACAGGAAGCUCCUACGUCACAGGUCCCGCCUCCUCCGUGUCAAUCAUGAUGAAGGCCAUUGGCGCCGUGGAGUCAGCUGAGGGCGGGUACACUGUAAACUGUGACCUGGUGAAAUCCUUACCCAGCAUCGCUUUUCAUAUGGGUGGUCAGGAAUACGGUCUGACAGCAGAAGACUACAUUCUCUGGCAGUCACAGUUUGGAAAGGACAUCUGCACCGUCACUUUUCGGGACCUGGAUGUGCCCCCACCAACUGGCCCUGUCUGGAUCCUAGGAGCCAGCUUCAUAUCCCGCUACUACACCGAGUUUGAUCGGCAAAACAACAGGAUAGGGUUUGCCAGGGCUGUGUGACGCCAUCCCUCGUGCUUCAGUCGAGCAGAGCCCGCCUCUGUCUCCAGCCAGCCAAUCGCAUUCUCCUAUUUAGCUUUUCCUCUCCACACAGCAGCCGUGAGCCAAUUAAAGUGCUGAUAUGUCACCUCGCAUCAGUUGUUGUCCUGAUUACGCAUCUUGUAGAAAGACAUUGGGGAGUCACAUUGCUAAAAUAAAUAUUAUUGUUCAUAGUCACCAUAUUUAACUAUUUUUUAACCAGACUUUUCUCAUUUUUAUAAUUUUGUAUUUGUUCCAGACCAUUCUGCCUAAGUUGACUCUGCAUCUGAAUCUAUUUAUUUAGUUUGCUAAUUGAAUAAAUGAUAUGGAGAGACCAUAUGGAGAACUGUACAGAAAUACCCAUUAAAUUCUUCAAAUUCAAUAAUGGUUUUUAAGUAUCUGUAUUGUCUACCACAGAUGUAUUAUAUUGCAUAAAAAAUUACAGAAAAGUGGAUUAAAAGUAAUUUGUUAUGAGGUCACUGUAAUAGCACAACACCUGUUUUUCUAUGAAGUAGAUAAACCAUUAACAGAAUUGGCCUGAUUUAACCAAUAAGCGUCCAGCAUUGCAUCUAAAGACCACCCUCCAGACAGCCAAUAGGACAUCGGUCCAGUUGGAAGGCGGGGUCAUGUUCAGCUCAAAACACAUGCCUGUUGCUGUACGACGAAAGCGGCCAUAAAGUAAAAGCUAUAUUUGUAAAUCAGUUUUCUUUCACUCUUUGUACCUGAAGCCAAAAAGAAGGCGGUUCUGCUUUUGUGACCUAAAGGAGCACGAGGUCAUUGCUGAAGUCCUGGCUGUGAGGUCAUUGCUGAAGUCCUGGCUAUGAGGUCAUUGCUGAAGUCCUGGCUGUGAGGUCAUUACUGAAGUCCUGGCUGUGAGGUCAUUGCUGAAGUCCUGGCUAUGAGGUCAUUGCUGAAGUCCUGGCUGUGCCGCAGUCAGUAAGGCCAAAAAGACUGGGACUUCCUGAAUUUGCUCAGAAAUUUCCACCUGUGUUCCAAGGGUUAAGUAGCGAUUUCCUGCGAUUCCAUUCUUAGGCUCCCAGCUUUAUGGGGACGACUCCGGUCAAUAUCAUAAGAUUAAAAGGAAGGAGGUUAAACUUCUGUCUUUGUUUCCACCAUGGCAGCUUCUUCCGGCAAAAUAUUAAUCUGGAAUAUAAAGGCAGUAUAAAUUUACCAGGUUUCCAGGUCUACACCUUUUCCACUCGAGAUACUCUUAGAAGCGAAGCCCUCAAAGACGCUCAUAUGGAGAAGAAAGCUGCUCUUCACCUGUUCUCCAAGCAGAUUGGUUUUCUGGAAUCACUUUGCCAUCUUUCCAGACAGACUCAAACUGAUUUAAAAGUACAACAGGUGUCCUUCCGGCCUAUCGUUACAGAGGUUUGUUUUGUAAAUAGGGU
Messenger RNA from Paramormyrops kingsleyae, 5785 nucleotides. RefSeq names its product renin (gene ren). Lineage: Eukaryota; Metazoa; Chordata; Actinopteri; Osteoglossiformes; Mormyridae. Gene Ontology annotation, cellular component: membrane. Gene Ontology annotation, biological process: angiotensin maturation; arachidonate metabolic process. The record is from RefSeq and is a predicted model, not a curated record. Gene Ontology annotation, molecular function: aspartic-type endopeptidase activity.